Molecule: messenger RNA, 2386 nt
Organism: Quercus lobata
Lineage: Eukaryota; Viridiplantae; Streptophyta; Magnoliopsida; Fagales; Fagaceae
Gene: KU70
Product: ATP-dependent DNA helicase 2 subunit Ku70-like protein
Exons: 19
Coding region: 177-2090 (637 amino acids)
Biological process (GO): double-strand break repair via nonhomologous end joining; telomere maintenance
Cellular component (GO): Ku70:Ku80 complex; nucleus
Molecular function (GO): damaged DNA binding; telomeric repeat DNA binding; double-stranded DNA binding
Source: RefSeq, a predicted model, not a curated record
ACACAAAUUCAAAAAGCCUCUUUUUUUAAAUAAGGCGGGGGAGAUUGAGGAGUCUUCUCGAGUACGCUGAAACAAAUUCCCCCAUAUAUACCAAAACCCAUCUCUCUCGUUCGCUCGCUCUCUCUCUCUCUACCAAUUUUUAUUUUGGUUAGUUUAAUUUUGUUGUUUUUCUGAGAAUGGAAUUGGACCCAGAUGAUGUGUUCAGAGACGACGAAGAAGACGCCGAUAAUGAAUUCUAUCGGGAAAAGGAGGCCACCAAAACGCUUCUGGUUUACCUUGUCGAUGCUUCCCCCAAAAUGUUCUCCACUUCUUGCCCUUCCGGAGAUCAAAAGGAUGAAACUCAUUUUCAGAUUGCUGUUAGUUGUAUCUCGCAGUCGCUGAAGACCCAGAUCAUUAAUAGAUCGUAUGAUGAAGUUGCUAUUUGCUUCUUUAACACCAGGGAAAAGAGAAAUUUGCAGGAGUUAAAUGGAGUUUUUAUAUUUAAUGUUGCUGAGAGGGAGUAUCUAGACAGGCCAACAGCAAGGCUUAUAAAAGAAUUUGAUUGCAUAGAGGAAAGGUUUAUGAAAGAAAUUGGGAGUCAGAAUGGUAUUAUCUCUGGGACUCGAGAAAAUUCUCUUUACAAUGCUCUUUGGGUAGCACAAGCACUUCUGCGUAAAGGAUCUGCAAAGACAGCUGAUAAACGGAUACUUCUUUUUACAAAUGAAGAUGAUCCUUUUGGGAAUAUCAAGGGAGCGACAAAAAUAGAUAUGACAAGAACCACAUUGCAGAGAGCUAAAGAUGCCCAAGAUCUAGGCAUCUCAAUUGAACUUCUUCCCUUGAGUCAGCCUGAUGAGGAGUUCAAUGUUUCACUUUUCUUUGCUGAUUUGAUUGGAUUAGAAGGGGAUGACCUUGCUCAGUUUUUACCCUUAGUGGGAGAGAAGUUGGUAGAUAUGAAGGAUCAGCUGAGAAAGCGUAUGUUCACGAAGCGCAUAGUUAGAAAAAUUGCAUUUUCAAUUGCUAAUGGAUUAUCAAUUGAACUGAAUACAUAUGCUUUGAUACGUCCCACUAUUCCAGGAGCAAUUACCUGGCUUGAUUCUGUUAGCAAUUGUCCCUUGAAGGCUGAAAGAUCUUUCAUCUGUUCGGAUACUGGUGCAUUGGUGCAAGAACCUCUUAAACGCUACCAACCUUACAAAAAUGAGAAUAUUAAAAUUUCAGUGGAGGAGCUAUCAGAGAUAAAAAGAAUUUCUACUGGACAGCUUCGUCUUCUAGGAUUCAAGCCAUUAAGUUGCUUGAAAGAUUAUCAUAACUUGAGGCCAUCGACAUUUAUUUUUCCCAGUGAUGAGGAAGUGUUCGGUAGUACUUGCAUUUUCAUUGCCCUGCACAGAUCGAUGUUACGGCUCGAGCGAUUUGCAGUUGCAUUUUAUGGCAGUUCUUCUCAUCCUCAGCUGGUUGCCCUUAUUGCUCAACAUUACCAAUUUCCUGAAAAUUCUCAGAAAGAGAUUAUCAGCCAUGGUGGUCAGGUUGAGCCGCCAGGAAUGCACAUGAUAUAUCUUCCAUACUCUGAAGACAUCAGACAUGUUGAAGAGCUUUAUUCAGAUUCAAAUGGUGCUGCACCAAAAGCAACUGAUGAUCAAAUUGAGAAGGCUACUGCUUUAAUGAAACGUAUCGAUUUGAAAGAUUUUUCAGUAUGCCAAUUUUCUAACCCUGCCUUGCAGAGGCACUAUGCAGUAUUGCAGGCCUUGGCUUUGGAGGAGCCCGACAUCCCAGAAACAAUAGAUGAAACCCUCCCUGAUGAGGAAGGCAUGGCUAAACCAGGGGUAGUUAGUGCAGUAGAAGAAUUCAAGCUUUCUGUCUACGGCGACAACUAUGAUGAGGAAAAGGAACUUGUGGGAAAUGGAAAAGCAAGUGAGGCCUCCAAAAAACGAAAAGCUAUUGCUGAUAAUGCGGUUAAGGAGUCUGCAAACUAUGAUUGGGAUGACCUUGCAGACAAUGGGAAGUUGAAGGAUUUGACGGUGGUGGAGUUGAAAUACUACUUGACAGCACACAGCCUUCCUGUUGCUGGAAAGAAAGAGGCUUUGAUCAGCAGGAUAUUAACUCACAUGGGAAAGUAAGGAACUUAAGGCUAACUCAGUGUAUCUUUUGCAAAAGAGACUAAAGCUUUUUGGCAAAGACGGGGGUGAUUAUAGGACUUUGAUAAGGAUGGUAUAACUUAGCUUGUGAAGAUUUUGGGUUCAGACAAGAGUAGGAAGCUGUAACUGAAUUGUUUUGUAGCCUAUCAUUUUGUGUAAGUAUUGCUUGUGUAGCUGCUCUGUUUGUUACUUAACAGAUGCCUUGUGUUUGUGCUUGUAUUUUUCUGUAUUUAUUUGUUUUAUAAUUGAGUUCAUUCCUCUGGAAAAAAAAGUUUUUA